AUGCAUUCAACAUCCUUUUCAGUAGCCUGUUACAUGUUGGCAGGGGUGGUGGUGGUUUUUUUUCUUUUCUUUUUUUUUUUUAAGUACAAAGUCAGCCAUUUGGCGAGAGCACAUGGUAAAGCACUAAAAGACAAACUGCACAUUUCCCUAGUGUUACUUAGAAACUAUGAAAUAUUACUGCACAAUAUCAACACACGCAGUAUCUAAACACACAAAAGAAGAUCACAAACAAGAGCAGUAUUGUCUUUGAAAAAUGCCACUAUAACAAUAGGCAAAGUUUGAUAUGAUUAUGGGAAUUGCGAGUAGGAUGAAAUAGGCCCUUGUUGUGAAAACCAAGUGGUCCUUUUGUGGAAUGAUGUAAUUGACUGAAACCUUUUCUGGUUGUAGGUUGCAAAAACCUCGUCGAAAGGAAAUCCUGCAAUGGAUUUCUUGGACCCAGAAAGAGUUAAUGGUAAACAGUACCAGUUAUUGAGCAGGGACGACAACAUACUUUGUCCCAAGAGUGUAGAACGAUCACUGCGUGAAAUAAGUAAUUUAGUGGAAUUUACAGGGCCACGAUACUCCCAUGGCACUUAGCAAAUCGUAUACCGACUCGCGAGGUGUCAUGAAACGCGGCGUUUCAGAGAGUGUCCGUGUCCCCAAUACCUCUGUCGUGAAAAAUCAGGACAAAUCGUGGCCCGGACACAUCUUCUGCGGUGUGUCAAGAAAUAUACGAGCUCUGAUUCUUAACGAUAUCAGUUAGCCAAAGCUAUGUCAACUUUCGACAGUGAGGUAGGUAAAAUGGCAUGAAAACUGAAAUUUAGGAAAAAUUAUACUUUACCUAAUAAAAACACAACUAACUACGCAAACUUUCCAAGGUACGCCGAGGUUGUUAAAGAUUUACGCACUUGGCUUAAAGGUUGAAUGAAGGUAACAUAAGGUUGCAACAAUUUUACGCUCAUUCUCUUACGCAAGAUAUGAAAGUUGAGUAACUGUAAGGUUGCCACGUGCACUCUGGUAGCAGGAUCUGUUUUCUUUGUUGUGUUUAGCAUGACCGAAGUAGUUUUCACGCCGCUAACGAUGAGAAUCGUUGGCUUGUUGUUUUUGGAGAUCUUGUAAUUCUGUUCGGGUGACUGGAAGGCAUUGUUAACAUAAAUGGCCCGUCACUUACUCUUGAAAAAUAAUACAGUGUCUUUGUCACAACGAGUUAAACGAAAACAAAUUCAAAACAGAGAGAACAUGCGUGAUAACUAUUUCCUCACUUACGAUGAACGACAGACGGCAUUCUCGAAAAACUAUGGCUACUUAAUUUCAACGGAGUAUUGACUAACUUUCUACAAAUACUACAUUGCUUUUUGAAAUUCCUUCAUCGCUUCCCGGGUAUCGCCUCUGUCAGGAGAAGAAAAAAGAAGAAGACCUGGGGGUUAUACGUUCGAAUGAGGCCUGGAAAUGAAACAAUAGAGCAAAGCAACUGGUCAGCGGGUAUUCGCUUUGCACAUGCUCUUUCAGGUUCCGAUUUGGCGUCCAUUUUGAAAGUGUGGAAUCGGGUCGGCAUUAGAUUCUACCCACCAAAACCACAUCGAUCGAGAGGGACUGAGAUUGACUUUUAGACACCUUGUGACAUGUUAUACCAACGAAAGAUGCCUACGAUGUUUUGACGUAUUCGCCUCCCGGAGAUUCGCCUUUCUUUUGCUUUGGGCUUAAUAAUAUUUGGGAGAUCGCGUUCUCGCCAACAAAGGGUGAAUAUAACGAUUAUAACUGUAUUUUGGCAAAUAUUGUACGUGAAGUUUUAAAAUAUGUUUCAGAUUUCAUGGGUCUACGUGAUACACAUCUAGCACCGAACACUGUCGGUGGUUUUGGUGGAUGUUGAAGUCUACAUCCACCAAAACCACUCAGGGUUUUAAUUUUUUUAGGCGCAUAGUUACGCUUCUGCAAAGUACUGACGGAAUUUUUGAAGACCAUACUCAUUAAGUAUAAUAAUUAUUGACACAAACAAAAUUUUAAUCAUGGUUUUUAUAUAAGUUGUUAUUAUUUACACAUACAAACUAUUUUAUUUUCUUAUUAUUAUUUAUUAUUUUUUUAAUGUGCACUUGUGAGCAGCACACUUACACUUCCAGUGAACAUUUUCACUUGGGAGAAGGAGAAACCAUGCUUGCCCGGGGCAACGAAAAUUUUCGUGCCCUAGGCGAGAGUCGAACUCGCGGCCUUCCAAAUCCCAUCAUCAGUCCCGGGAAACAAACAGGAACAUCAUGGCGGGAAUUUUAAGUUACGAACCCGCGUUCGAUAGGAAAAUUGCUGCGAAUUUUGGAUAUGUUUCUGAAGUUCAAAAGCCAACUGACGAUUGCGUUUUUCGCUGCCGUCAAUCAUCUUAACGGACCUCUUAGGAAACAAGACUUUACUUUAAUGGGUUCAAAAGGUCAAGUUUUGUGAUUUGUGAUUGGUGGAUUUCGAUCCGUUUUGUGUCUUUCUGUGUUUCAAGGUUCGUUGCUUGUGGUCGUAAUUAUGAUUGACGGCAGCGAAAAACGCAAUUGCGAAGGCGGCUUUUGAACUUUAGAGUUCGCAUGUUUGUGAAAAGCGCAGUAAAGCUGUAUUAUGUACAUUCAUAAGUCUCAGAAAUUUAGAAUUUUGGAGGUCAAUAUAUGUAGACUGGAAUGCUAAAAUCCAUGCCGGAAAGAAACUUCCUCUUGCAGGGGGUGGGGGGAGUAUAAAGCUCGCGGUAUUUACACCUAGCUAUAUAUCCUGGUUCCAGAGGUUGUUCCUGAUUUUUCUCCGCGUGAGAAAGAACGAGCACUUACCAGCGAGCUUCGCGAUUCGUUCUCGCCGCUCGUUGCUCGUUUCCAACAUCUUACUAACAUCUCAGUCAUUAUGUAUGAAACUGUAUCCCCUGAUAUAUUUUCUGCACCCCCACGUGAAAUGAACGCAACCUUUCUCGAGCCUUUCUCUUUCUUUCAGCUCCCAGUACAGAAGUGUAGUACACUCUGCUGGUAUAGUAGAAUUCCGACUUCACUAACGCUAGAGCCCUAAUGGUUCAGUGGCUAGAACGUCCGAUCUAGUAUUCGGAUGUCCGGUUGUUCCUGCAUAUCAUCCGUACAUUUUCCGAGAAUCUUCGGUUACGACUUUUAAGUUAUUCAAAAUUUAAUCUCAGUCCCUCUCGAUCGAUGUGGUUUUGGUGGGUAGAAUCUAAUGCCGACCGUGGAAUCGAUCGUUUCGAUCACGCCAACUUGUUUGAUUUCCUUCAGAAGUUUGAGUCCGUAAUUAUGCUUCUCGAUAGCAUCACAGGACAUCUGAGGAUUGUAACACAUUAUCAUCGAACGUUCAACCUUCAGUUGUCGAUAGAUCUUAAGAGGCAACCCUUUCGAUACAGGAGACUCAGUCAAGCAGACUGAGAAUUUGAACACCGAAGUAUACUAAGGACUGUACUACUAAAGCGCUCCAAGACUCAGGAUUUUGCUGGAAAAUUAGAUAGCAAGAAAAGGUAAGCUGUCCUGUUUUCAAACUAUUUAAAUCAUUUUAAGUUUUCAAUGAAAUCAAUGUUUUAUAAAGGAGCUGUGGAACGAAAUUUAUCAAAAUUUAAACAGAUGAAACCGCCACCAUAUUGACUGAAACAUAAAAUAACUACUCACAACAGUUGAAGAAGGUAUAAGCAAGACAACAAACGCAAAAGGAGGCUCAGAUAGACAAACUUGAAGAAGAUUAAAAUGGAUUACAAUUGCUGGUUUGCACUUGACAUCACAGCAGCCAUAUUGGUGGUGUGUUAGGGUAAAGAACAAAAGCAUUUCUCUCCUCCGGGAACUAAACCCUAUUUUCAUGUAAAUUCUUCAAAAAAAAAAAUUCUAUUGUAAUGACCUCCAACACACCACCAAUAUGACCGCCUUGUCACGUGGUUCCAAGCCAAGAAUAGAGGUUUUUGAAAACUUGUUGGCCUAAAGUUCAUUCUUUUUGCCUGUAACUUUGAUGAAAAUGUAAUGCUUCGGGACAAAUUUGUUUACAUGAAACAGUGAUGUUGUUAUUUUCAAGUAAUAUUUCUUCACUUACACUAGGUUCUACUGAGGAUCGCAUAACUGAGUAAAAUCUCGCAUUCUGAUUGGUUAACGAAGCGAGGUAUGUAGUGUGGAAUUGCGAGUUGAAAACGAAGCUAAGCAAUAUUGUUUCCCAUCUACAUGUAGGUAACAACUAUCGUCAAAUUCUAACACAACACAACUGCAAAAAAGGUUUUCUACAAUGUCAUUUUAAAAUGUUUUCAAAACCAUUGUCACCUUUUUGAAGAGUUCAAAACAAACAAAAGCGUUUUUAUAGUGAGCCUGAGGUUCUUCCUUGUUUUGAACUGAACUACAAAUUCUCGAAGAGGCAUAAAAAACCUCUUUCGCUCGCGACAACGAGAAAAGAAGAAAAUCUUGAGAACACGGCCCAGAAAAUGGCAAGCCAAAGUUCAACCAAACAAAACAGAGAAGCGACAACAGAGGAAGUGCAGGGGUCGAUUGUCACAUACAUUGUACAGGAGAAGAAAUAAAUACCUUCAGAGACGACAUGGCCCCUCAGUGAAAACACGAAAUAGAGUACGCUGCUUGCAAUCGUCCUGAAUCGUGAUACUUAGAAAAGUACAAAACAGAGCUGAACUUGAACAGCAUUUCUAAAACAUUUCAAGGUACUUACCAUAUAUCAAUCGCGACGUUAAACUUUAAGUGCUUUUGCUUGGACACUUCAUUUCUUUCAGUUUUGCCGCCAAUGAGGUAAAAGGUGUAUAUUAUUUUCCUUCUCGAGCAAAUGACCAAUUUAAAAAAAGAUGUUAUAGAUAAACGGCUUGUAAAUUCAGUGAAAUACCUCUAUUUAUCCUUAAGAUUAGUGUGAAGCUUGUUUACAUGUAAAAGAGUUUGAAAACAAAUGUGAAAAGAAGCACAAGGUACAAAAAAAGUUGUCGAAGGGUCAAACGUGUAUGACUGACCUUGCUUCCUAUUCGCUAAUGCAAAGACAGUUCUGACAGUUGACUUUGAAAUGGCUUCCUGGAGCGCGCGCUCAGGAUAAAAACAAACAAUAUUAUUGCCGUUUUCUUUUUUUUUCUGAUUUUUAUUUAGUUAUGCGAUUCAAGGAAAAUCCAUUACCUGACGAGGGAAUUCCACAUUAAAUUGCACUUGAAAACCGAUAUCACACUCAUCGCUUCGCGAUUCGUGCAAUAUCGGUUUUUGCGUGCAAUUUAACAUGGAAUUCCGUCGUCAGGUAAUGAAUUUUCCUAUAGAAUAAGGACUUGUAAUUGGCAUUAUGUACAACUAAAACUUUGCUUGUCCAACCUACCAAGAUGAUUUCUUAGUGGGACAUAUGUCCUUUUAAGAGAAAAAAAAAAUGUUCACAGCCCUGUACAGUGUUUUCAAGAAAAUUAGGAUAAAGAUGUAGUAUACACAGUUUGUUCUUAGAAAUCAUACAGUGCAAGCUCAACCUACAGAUUAGUUAGUUAUCUGCUGGCAGAUAGACCUUUGUAUGAAAUUGUCCACCCGAACCUCAUCCUCAUUUCUUUACGUUUCCUCAAUAGAGCGUAAUGCGGGAAAGGUCUAUUAGUGACUAAUCUGUAGGUUGUGUGCACGGAGGGAGGUGGGGGAGGGAAGAUACUUCCCAUACAUUCUCUUAAAUGAAAUAGAAAUGAUGUUCUCACAACUUGCAAAGCAAUCAUCAAGGGUCUUGCCAGCAGUUUUGUGUACUGAUGUUGCGCAUUGCAUCAUAAACAAAAGGUACAAUGUAAACGGUUUUGAGAAGGAACAAAAUCAUGGUGGUUGAAGGCGGGAUUGCUUCUCACUAUUGCAUUUCGUUUAUUUUGGUAAAUUGCAACUUUACUGAUUUUAUGUCGCUUUUCAGACGUAUUGUAUGUUGUGGUCUUUCUUUUUUCUCCUUGUAGAGUUUGGAAUAUGCAACAUAUAGCUUGUGAACAGGCUUUCUGUUUGGGGGAAGGGCAAAAAAGUUGGGAGGAGGGGGAAGGGAAAGGGGGAGAGCCUUAAGACAAACCUUUGAGGCCGCUAUUCCACCCUCUUGUCUAUUAAUUGCUGGUCUUCUGUCAGCAAGAUUGUCAAUUAAUGUAGUCAGUUUUGCAUGUAAAAAGGGGGUCAGGAGGCAACACUUGACUUUUACCUGGUGCCAAAAUGCUGCUUGUUCCAAUGAGUUGUUUGUCUGGUGGUAGAUUAUGUGCUGGAGUGUAAGCUUUGACUGAGCAAAAUUGUGGUUUUCCCUCCCAUUUAAAAGUGAGAGGUCAUGACAUGUAUACUGAUUGUCUGAGGUUAUUGUUGUCAUUGUUUCUGGUCAGUGUGAUUUGCCCUCUGAUGCAACAACAUUAUAUUUUAGCUCUUUUGAAAUGUAUUUUUGUGGCUAAAUAAGGUUAUCAGUGAUGUGCCAGAAGAUGCCAUGUUAAAGAUCAAAAGACCUGUCAGUGUUCUCGCCAAUAGGAGCUUGCAUCAGAAUCUGAUGCACAGUGGGUGCCGCAAAAUAGCAGCCUCAUAGGUUUCUCUACUGGCUCUUCCCCUUCCCCUCUCACGAUUUUUUUAACUUUCCCCAAACAGAGAGCCUGUACUGUGCACAGGCUAUGCAACAUAAUACAUGUAUUACAGCAACAUAUAGCUGAAACAAUCGCCGAAGAGUUAAGAUAUUGAGAAGUGUUUUGCUGCAAACCUAAGGAAAGUUAAGGCUGCUUUAAUGUAAAGAGCUUUCGGCACUGGAUGUAAUUUGUUUAUUGGGCUCAUUUGAAUUUUGACUUUUCAAUUAAGGUGUUUACUGAUUCCAAUAAACGAAGUGAAAUAGAGUACUAAAGUGUGACGUCAUAAAAAUGACAUUUGUGGAAUUAUGGGAUUUGUCAGGAUAUUCUGAAAGAACAAUGUCCAAGAGGCCUACUUGCCAAAAAUGAGCAUUUCGGGGCAAAUUGUCUCUGAGAUCGUAGCCCAGUUAUGUUUAGAAAACUCCAUACAAACCCUUCUAAAUUUUUUUGCGUCGACCCAAAAAAACAUUAAAAGGGUUUGUAUGGAAUUUUCCGAGUAUAACCGGCUAACAUCUCAGAGACAAUUUGCCCCGAAUUGCUCAUUUUUGCAAGUAGGCCUCUCGGACAUUGUUCUUUCAGAAUAUCCUGACAAAUCCCAUAAAAUCAGAAAUUUCAUUUUUAUGACGUCAUCACUUUAGUACUCUAUUAAAUGUUAUCACUGAAUUGUGAAUAUGUACACAAUGUAAGCUCAUAUUAUAAAGCUCUCCUGAAUAGAUUUAAUUCUGAUAAAUCUGGCACUUUCUCAAGUAAUUGUUAUCUCACAACUACUAUUAUAAUAGUAUUCUCUUCACCCGGAAAAAUAAAUGUAUCUAUAAAGUUGACCAAUUCGAUCAAUAGUUCAGCACGCAUUGUUGUUGGUUAAGAAUUUACACAGUAAUGCAGGUAGUGUCGCUUCGAUUUUGCAAGGACAAAUACGAUAUGUGAGAAAAACAAAAAGGCAUGAGCUACAUUUUUUUCAGUUAUUGGAUAUUAUUCUCUUUGCUGGUUCGCUUUUCACCUCUGAACUACCACACAAGGUGACUGCUUUGCAAGUUGCGAAAGUGUUUUUCAGUCCGUAUAGUGUACGAUCCCCACGAAAAUUUAUGGUUUGAAUUUUAAAUUCAACAUUAGCUUUUAAACCCAACUCUUCUAUUUGACCUUGCUCGCUGUGUAUUUUCAACUCGCUUCAUCAAAUUACAGUUACAUAGUAGAACUAUACAAUUUUCAACUCAACGCUGUGAAUAAAACUAUACAUACACUGGACAAAUUUUCCUACAUUGCUACUUUUUAUAAGCUUGAAUGCCUGAGCCAAUACUUUUCUACUUACCGAGUCACAUUUCAAACUUGACCAUGUAUAUUUUCAACAAAACUUAUGAAUUUUUGUUUACACUACAGUGAUCAUUGAUCAAGACAAGGGAGCUCCCCCCCCGCCCCAGAAGCCUUUGUCAGAGUGGGUGGUUCUUUAGUCCAUUGUGCUUUAAGCGCAAGUGUUUGCCUGCGCCUUCUCACAUGUGUAGUGUUCAUUUCAAGUGAUCUGUAAUGAAAUUUUUGAUUGUCUGAUUUGAUCAGAAUCUCUGAUUGCCCGAUCACAAAGACAGUGGCCAUAAAAAACAGUCCAAAGACAGUUAAGCUCAUUCAAAAGGUAUUACUAUUAAGGGAAGAAAUACACACUCCAGUAAAAAGACUCAUAUUAUCUUUAGAAAAACGAUAAGCUAAAGUCUACUAAGUCACAAUGCAAUUAUCUAUAGUUGAUGCACCUCAUUCUUAUAAUUUUGGAUCUGUAAAUCACUAUCUGUGAUAAUUUAAUAUCCUGCAAAGAAAACUACUAAACGAGUUAGGCCCAGAAUGAUACAACAUUGCAGAAAAACAUUACAUUAAAGGACUAGAGAAAAUCGCUUGAAAUAUUCAAAUCUAGAAGGCACUUUAGAGAAAAUUAGAACCCUUAUUCAGCCGUAAUAAAAAGCUUUAUGCUUUAAAAGAGGUCAAAGAAAAUGCUCUUGCGUCAGAGGACAAAUCCUGUCGACAAGAAACAGAAACCACAGUAAAUCAAUAUGUGUUCCAUGACCUCUCAGUGUGAAACAAGUAGCAAAAAUCACAUUUGUUCAGUGAAAUUGUAGAACCUUCCAGAGCAUAAUCUACCCAGCAGGGGAAAAAACUUAUUGGAACGAGCAACAUUUUGGUAGGAGGUAAAAGUCAUUUUAAUAGGCCUACCAACCAACCCCUUUUAUUACUGUGCGCUUGAUAAACAUGCUAUGGCAGAUCCCAUGCCAGCCACGAUAGAAUCAGGUAAAUCCCACUAUUUACAGUAGUGUGAUUUGAAUACCCCACUCGAUACAUGAAUCUGCCAAAAUCACCCAGCAUGCAAAGAAAGUAGAGUCCGAUAGCCCAGGGCUAGUGGAUUUUGCUCUCAGACUAGUGAGUUCUGUUAUUAACUUGUCCGAUGGGCAAGUGAAGUUUUUUGAGGAAUUCAAAUUACAGAAGUACUGUCAAAUCAAUCUGCUCAUCAAAACAUUUUUGGGGCUAGCUGAAAUGAUGUUUGGGCUAGUAAAUGUUAGCUUCAGCUGUAAAAAUGACUUUCUUUGCACCCUGUCACCAUACUGAUAGGAAUCUAAGCAAGUGCAAACUCUGCCGCCAUGUUUGUGCAAUAUGCACGAAGCACGAUGGACUAAAGAGCCACCCACCCGACAAAGGCUUCUAUUGUCUUGACCCAGGGAGGCUCCCUGGUCUUGAUCAAUGAUCACUGAAGUGUGAACGAAAAUUCACAAGUCGUGUUGAAAAUACACAUGGUUGAGUUUGAAAUAUGACUCGGUAAGCGGCAAAAUGCCCUGAGUAUUGGUUUAGGCAUUCAAGCUUGUAAAAAGUAGCGAUGUUGGAUAAUUUGUCUGGUCUAUAGUUUUAUUCAUAGCGCCGAGUUGAAAAUUGCAUGGUUCUACUAUGUAAUUUGAUGAAGCCAGUUGAAAAUACACAGCGAGCGAGGUCAAAUAGAAGAGUUGAGUUUAAAAGCUAAGGGACGCGAGCAUAAAAACGUUUUCUUCUAAAGGAAGAGUGUCAAAUUUUGAAUUCAGCUAUAAAAUUCAAGUACCGAGGUUAGAGAUUUAAAUGAUGCAUUUAAAAUUGAAACCAUGAAUUUUGGCAGGGAUCGUACGCCAUAAGCCUGACUUUGUCUCUACCCCCUGGUGUGCACCAAGUAUGAUUUCUAAGAGGAAUAUCAAACUGUGUUCCAUGCAAUUCUGUAUUUGUCCUUGUUUUCUUGAAAACAAUGCAUAGUGAAACAACUAUUAGAAUUGGUUUUUGUGAUUGGAAUAAUCAAGGUCUCAGUAAGUGUUAUCAGCCUCAGCCUUCGGCUCAGCUGAUGUCAUUUAGUCAAUCCUUUCCCUUGAUUAUUUCUGGGUAUCACAAAACCUCGUCCCACACCAUUUAUUGUUUAAUGUUAAAAAAGUGAACUAAGACUGUGGUGGCACAGCCCCUGUACAUUAAUUUGUAAAUACUCAGUAUCUUACAUUUCAGUGGGUAAUUAAGGCAGUAGUGACAGUUAAAAGUAAUUAAGUGGUGAGAACUUCAUUGAUUCCUGAUUUUCCUUUCAGUACUAGGCAAACAUCUUAGGAGCACUAUGCAAUAUUGUGCAGGUUAGUGACACUGGGGUUGAGGGGUUUGUACCAGAAAAUAGAAGAAAAGUCAAUGUUACUGAGAAUUUGUAAUUACAUGUAACAACAAGUGCUGAAAAGAAAAUAGAAUACCUUAUUAUUUAUUUGAUAAAGUGCUCAACCUCAAGUAACUGCCCACCUCCAAUAACCCUCCACCUUAUAGGCAGAAAAAAAAUGAAUUAUCUCCUAACCUCGAAUAAGUGCCUACCCCAUACCAGCUAGAUUGAAAAAGACUAAGUUCUACUAAAUUAAGAGACCAAGUUUUCUUAGUACAGUAUUUUAAAGAAAUUUUCAAUGAACAGUUAAAAAUCUGCUUUGGAACUCAAACAAAAUUACUCUAUCUCCAGCAAAAUUACUUUUGGUGAGAACUUUGAGAAUUCAUUAAACACCCAGCCCAAAUACAUGUAUUAAAGUGACCAACUUGAAUAAUAACCCACUCACAAGGUGCAAAACUUUAGUGAGCACCCAGGCAAGGCACUUAAUCAAAUAAAUAUGGUAUUUUGUUUUGGGACCUCUUCAUUGGAGUGGUACAUGCAGUCGCGUUUUCCAGUAGGUGUAGUGCUUGAUUUAUAAACACACAAGCUGUUUUAUGAAAACUGCAUUGACAAAAUAGAUUUGCAAUUAUUGAGAAUCUAUUUUAUACCAAUACAGCAUUACAUUUCAUUUCACCCUUCAUUCAUUCGGCUUUGCUUUUUCAAAAACACUGUAUCGCAGCUCCAGGUUUUGUCCAAAUUACCUUUAGUUAAAAUGUUUUGUGCAUUUAAGAUAAUAUUAUUUUGAACUACUGUGCAAAUUAACCUUUUGAAAAAAUAAUGUAUGAAAUAGCUGUACGUAUGAUCUGAAGAUAGUUUAUCUACAGUGUAUAUGUAAACUGUUAGAGCUUUUUACCGAUACAGCAGCCAUAUUGAAUUAAUUCGAUUUAAGGAGUAUUAUAGGAUGUCCUGGGGGCAUGAGAACAUUUUAGUUUGUAUUUUGGAGUGCUUUCAGGACAUUUUUUCGUAAAGUUUUCUUAGAAUAAGAUUGUAAUGGGAAAAAAGAUUCUUGUGUCCUGUUUGGAUGUAAUAAUGAUCACCUUUUUCUAGUUUAGCAUUAGAAAUAUGGUCUUUCACCGUAUAUUUCUGGGGAAAAAGGUGAUCAUGAUUACGUCCAAACAGGGCACAAGGAUCUUUUUUCCCAUAAGAAUCUUAUUCUAAGAAAACUUUAAGAAAAAAAUGUCCCGAAAAGCGCUCCAAAAUACAAGCGAAAUGUGCUCAUGUCCCCUGGGCAUCCUAUAAUACUCCUUAAAUUGAAUUAAUUCAAUAUGGCCACCGUAUUGGUAAAAAGGUCUAUUAGUACCCUUAUUUUAUUCGGCUGUUGAUAGUAAUAAUGUUAUUGAGGACAAUCGCCUGUCUUUUUCCUUCAAUUCCCAAUUUAUUUUUGUGCAUCCUUCACAGCAGGUAUUUCAAUACCAGAAAUUUCAAACCCAUUGAAUAACUUCAAGGACACUUUGGAGGAUUCUUGCUGAUCUCAGCAAGACUGUUCUUUGAAAUGCAGUGCCAACUCAAUCCCAGAAUUAUUUAUGUUUUUUCAGUUAAACCUCCAGGUCUUCAGAAUAGUACCCAGUGCUCCAAAACAAAAGGGGCAACUUUUACACCUUCAUCUUCCACAAGUAGUAUCUUCAUGCCAGAUGAAGAUACUAAGUCUUGUUGACUAUACUUGUUGUUGAUCUCUUGUUCGAUGUCCACCCUUUUGUCACAAGGACAUGCAAUAUCAGUGAUGACUCAAUUUUUGUUCUGUUGGUCCACACACACGAUGUCAAGGCAAUUGUGAUCCAGUUUCAUUUCUGUUUAUAUACAGAAAUCCGAACGAAAUUUGAAAGUCUUAUUAUCCCUAACAUCACAUUAUUAUUAUCAUUAUUAUUGUUGUGGUUGAUGAUGUUAUUAUAAGCAUGGGUAGUAAAGAGGUUCAUACACAUGUACAAAAAUAAACUACCUUAACCACUAUUUUGGGCACUAAUUUGUGGUUAUUGCUCACUUUUUUCAAUGACUGUGCUUUGCAGAUUUUAGUAAAACAGAUGAAGGUGCGAACAGAUGGUUAAGGAGACCCUGUAACAGCUAGAUGCCAGCUCCUUGAUUAAUUCUUCCAAACCCCAGAGUUUAAGGAGAUCCACCUACAAGCCAACCACCCUUUAGUUCACAUGCAUGGCCAUUGUCGUUGAUUAGCAGUGGAGCUAGUUGUCACACCAGUACAUCCUCCUCCACUGCAGCCUCCCUCCCCACAUUCUCCUUUACUGUAAGGAGUGGCAGUGAUGAUGGACAUAGGAUGGAGAAUGGAUGGAUUACUCUCUAGUUGUUGCCAUUGUUUGAUUAAAUUUAAUAUCUUCACUUUGAAUUCUGUUCUAAUUUUUGCAAAACUUUUUUUUAGAAAAAAUUGAAAUGUUUUGAAAUCACUCAUUCUGAAUAUUUAAAUCAACCUUGCAACUGUACAUUGUAUAUUUCUUUGAAUGAAUUGUCAACAUGUUCGAACACUUUUUAGAGUUAGGUUUAUCAACUGACACAACUUUGCACGUUUUCCUGUCAGAAUUAUCAAACUUUGUUCCUGUAUUUGAACUUUAAAAUAAAUGAUGUUACGCGAGUUAAAGCCUGUGUUUUUCCCUCUUGCGUUGGGCAAUUAGUUAAAGUGAAUAAGACUGGGGCGGUGAUAAAAAUGGUAGAGUGGUCGGAACUGUUAAAAUCAUUUUCAGUAUAAUACUGCAACCCCACAAAUAAGUCCCUGAAAUGCAAUGAAGUGCAAUGCUGACCAGGAAACAUAUCGUGAGGUAUCAAUGGAGUGAAAAGGCGGUAUCAGUUUCUUCAAUAUCAUUGCAUGGAAAUUGAAAGUAUCGUCGAAUUUAGUACAAUAAGCGUGUUGCAAUUUUCGCGUAUCAGGGAGUUUUGCCACGAUUUCAACAUCGGUAAUUUCAUGAACCGUGGAAUUCCAGUGGUGUUUGAGUCCCUGGUAUUUCACGUACCAUGGAAUUUCGGGGAAGUGAAAACACUCGAAACUUCACGUAUCGUGGAAUUUCAUCGCAUUCUACGGAAUAGAAUCUUCACGUGUCGUGAACGUUUGGAGUAUAAAUUAGGAUAACACAAUCCGUAGCGUGGAAUUUUAGUGAAAAUGAAAGGCAAAAAUUGUAGCGUUCGUCAACGGCACUCCAUGAUUCUCGGCAAAUCUAGAAAAAUAAGGACGUUUACAGGUCUUGACACGCCGCGUUUCAAUGACGUGUCCGGAUAUCGGAUAUUCCAUGCCGCGGAAAAAGUUCGAUUCAGCAAAAAUACGGGUCCUGAUACUCCAUGUAUACGCUGCGUGUCCGGAACCCGAUACCUCUCCAUACUUCCGUUUUUCUCAAGAAUACGGGUUCGUAUCGACUAAUAUCGGGACCAUGACACAACUCAUUUCACACAGUGGAUGUGAACAGUGCAGGACAGCGUUUUGUCAGACAGAUAAGGUGAUACUGAAAAGUGUGGGAGUUUGA
Porites lobata is the source of this 13606-nucleotide messenger RNA. The record is from the annotation of a GenBank genome assembly. Lineage: Eukaryota; Metazoa; Cnidaria; Anthozoa; Scleractinia; Poritidae.